GCUGGAUUGGCGCUCAUUAUCCAAAUGGAAAGAAUGCGCGUGGCGGAAGUUAUAGCUGCCAGAGACACCGUUGUCGAACGCCUCGAAGACGCUUACAUAUCUGUUCGGCAAAAGUCAGCAACGAUCGAUCGACUUCAGCGCGAGCUAGACGAUCUGAGGCGCCCUUCUACCCCUGCGACAUCUGUGGCGAGGGAUGAUGAUUCAUCUACGCAGCCUCCGGUGCAAGACAUUGCUACGUCAUUCGAUAUUCCACAACCAGCUCCGAGAGAAGGGGACGGUAAUUGUCAGAAUACAUCCGCCCAAGUCUUGCCUUGGCAGGUGCCUCUUUCGAGGGAAUCUGAUGUUCAGAAUAUUACCGAACCACUUCUGCUUGGCGAUGGACCUGAGAAAUUGAUUCUCGCAAGACAAGCAUUUCUUGCGACGCUUCCCCUCCCUGCUGACAUCCCAGACGACGCUCUAAACCCAAUUGUCAUUCCUCAGCCAUAUACCCUGCAUGAAUUCUUGGGCAAUACUUCUGGUGUCAGUGCCCUCCUGUCAAACUAUCGUGUCCUCGGCCAACUGACAACAUACUGGUGCCCAGAGCGCGAAGAACAUGGAUAUUUGCUUACCCCCGUUUUCAAGUGUAGCACCAAUCCCCGAGUAACAACAGCACAUCGAUGGACUGUGGCGGAUGUGAUCGGCACCAUGGACAGGCCUACUGAGUGCUUCUACAACAAGGACGGGAAGUGGUACUACGCUGGCGUAUACAAGGCUUUUCGCAUGGACGAUCUAACCACGGAAGAGUGGGAGGCUCUUUCAAUCGAGACGACGCAAACUCUUAUCAAGGAGACUCUAGCUGGCCGAAAGAACCUCUCGCCCCAGAACCUCUACGAGACUGGACAGUUGUAUGCUGUUGGUGCCCUUCGUGUUGCGUGUAUCGGACUGCAGUGUGUAGGAUUCAGCUCUGCGAUGUAUCGCGCGGUCUUGGAACAAGCAGCUCUAGGGAAAUGGCGCGGAAUAGGCUGGUCGGUACCCACCACGAUAUCAUCCAGUGACACAACAAUUGAAGGCGAUGGAAUAUCUGGACCUUGAGCUUGCUUGGUUUUGCAUCGAGGACUCUUUGCAACUUUGGAAUCAUACCCCGUUCUGGCUGUUCCGCUUGGUUUGGUCAUGGACAAUAAGGACUUUAUGGACAACUGGUUUUGUACUGCAGCUGUA
This is a messenger RNA of Suillus plorans, 1197 nucleotides long. RefSeq lists its product as uncharacterized. Lineage: Eukaryota; Fungi; Basidiomycota; Agaricomycetes; Boletales; Suillaceae. The transcript is spliced from 5 exons. The record is from RefSeq and is a predicted model, not a curated record. The coding region runs from base 25 to 1071 and encodes 348 amino acids.